AUGUAUAUAGGUAUUCGUUUAUGUCUUCGGGAUCCGUUUAUCUCUUCAGGAUCCCUGUAUCUGUUCGGGAUCCUUUUAUCUCUUCGUCAUCCGUUUAGCUCUUCGGGAACCGUUUAUCUCUUCGGGAUCUGUUUAUCACUUCGGGAUUCGUUUAUCUCUUCCGGAUCCGUGUAUCUGUUCGUGAUCCAUUUAUCUCUUCAGGAUCCCUAUAUCUGUUCGGGAUCCUUUUAUCUCUUCGGGAUCUGUUUAUCUCUUUGGGAUCCGUGUAUCUCUUCGGGAUCCGUUUUUCUCUUCGGUAAACUUUUAUCACUUCGUGAUCCCUUGCUUCCUUCCUUCCUUCCUUCCUUCCUUCCUUCCUUCCUUCCUUCCUUCCUUCCUCCCUCCUCCUUCCUUCCUUCCUUCCUUCCUUCCGUUCUUUCUUCCCUCAUUCAUUUCUUCCUCCUUCCUUCCUUCCUUCCUCCCUCGUUCCUCCCUCGUUCGUUCGUUCCUUCCUUCCUUCCUUCUUUCCUUCCUUCCUUCCUCCCUCCUUUGUUUUCCUUCCUUCCUUCCAUCCUUCCUUCUUUCCUUCCUUCCUUCCUUCCUUCCUUCCUUCCUUCCUUUCUUCCCUCAUUCCUUUCUUCCCUCCUUCCUUCCUUCGUUCCUCCCUCGUUCCUCCCUCGUUCCUUCCCUCCCUUCCUUCCUUCUUUCCUUCCUUCCUCCUUUGUUCCUUCCUUCCUUCCCUUCCUUCCUUCCUUCCUUCCUCCCUCCUUUGUUCCUUCCUUCCUUCCUUCCUCCCUCCUUUGUUCCUUCCUUCCUUCAUUCCCUUCCUUCCUUCCUUCCUUCCUUCCUUUCUAA
Messenger RNA from Acanthosepion pharaonis, 834 nucleotides. The record is from the annotation of a GenBank genome assembly. NCBI's taxonomy places the organism in Eukaryota, Metazoa, Mollusca, Cephalopoda, Sepiida, Sepiidae.